AUGGCAUUCCAAGGCACGCCUGCACACACGCGACCAAGUGUCACCCGCAACACCACGAGUUCGUCGGUGGCGACUGUCAGCACGAUCUGCAGCACCCCCAUUGAGGAAAUGCGCAACUUCGGUGACAGCUGGUUCGAGAGCCAAGCCACCUCACUUGCCGAGUACUACAAGCAAAAGGAGCUGAAGAAGACGGCUGCCACCCCUGCCCUCAAAGGCUACGGCGAGGCUUACUUCGAGGGCUUUGCGGCCCAAUACGAGGCCUAUCAAACCAAGCGUGCUGCCGCGUGA
Messenger RNA from Exophiala spinifera, 288 nucleotides. RefSeq lists its product as uncharacterized. The transcript has a single exon. NCBI's taxonomy places the organism in Eukaryota, Fungi, Ascomycota, Eurotiomycetes, Chaetothyriales, Herpotrichiellaceae. Bases 1 to 288 code for a protein of 95 amino acids. The record is from RefSeq and is a predicted model, not a curated record.